AUGGAUGGUCAACUUGGCACUAACAGAGAGGACACACCUGAUGAAAAUUCUAUUGGUGGAGUUUAUAACCUAGCACCCCACCUAUUGAAUAAGUUUCCCGAAUUGCACUCACUUGAAGGAAAAGGAUCAAUUAAGAUACAUGCUGCCAAAGCAGGAGAAAAGAUGUCUAUGGUUAUUGAUAAUCGUGACACCUUCUGGAUGUGGAGAAACUACCCACAAGAAAGCAAAGGUGAAUUCUCUCUUCUAAGUAGUUUCAUUCCAAUGCCAAUACUGGCCUUUCAUGGCCUUAAUGUUGCCAAGGUUGCAUGUGGAAAUGAGUAUAUUGUAGCAUUGGUUAGUACCGAAGAAUCAAACAAUGGUGAAGAUUUGGUUUGCUACUCUUACGGUUUUAACAACCAUGGCCAGUUAGGAUUGGGGAAUAGGGAGAACAUGGCACAUCCAGAAGUUGUGAAAACAUUUGAUGAGGAGUCCCCUUGGACAAUUUAUGACAUAGCAUGUGAUGCUGCUCACACUGCCUUGCUCACUCGCAAAAAGAAAUCUACCGAGUUAGAAAGCAAGUACUGGACUUUUGGCCUUGGGGAUAAUGGCCAACUCGGGCAUGGAACAACCCAAAGCGCAUUAUUUCCUACCCCUGUUCAAGACUUGCCGCAAGAUAUAUCUCUUAUUGGUAUCGAUUGCGGCUUGUUUUAUACAAGUGUGGUUUCCUCAUCAGGGGAUGUGUUGUCAUGGGGAAUGGAGAAGGGUCUUGGCUUAUGCCCUGAUGUUGGUUGUGGUUCAUCAGAUUCAAGUGAUGCCCUCUCACCCUUGCGUAAACUGUGUGUUUCAUACCAACCUAAGUUUCCAGAUCCGGUUCAAGUUGCAUGUGGAGCUGCACAUGCUGUUAUUGUUGUGCGGGAUGGAUAUAAUGUGUGGUCUUGGGGUAGGGGGCGAUGUGGAGUUCUUGGAACCGGUAACGAAUUGGAUUGUUAUACCCCCUACCAAGGUGCGGUGAAGGGCAGUCACUACAAUUAUUUUAAGUGGGUUGAUGAUGAUGACUAUCAAGUAGUGGAUGUAUGUGGUACAAAGAAAGAUGCAGGAACUGAUAUGGAGGUUGAAAGUGACUAUGAUGAAUGGAGGGUGAAGGUGGCAUGGAAAUUGGGCAGUUUAGAAGUUGAAGUUAGAGAUUUGAAACUGCUAAUAAUUUUGAUGUUUGGAGUAGUUGUGAUACUCUAUUGUUUGUUAUGUACUUCUAAAUAA
Molecule: messenger RNA, 1236 nt
Organism: Arachis ipaensis
Lineage: Eukaryota; Viridiplantae; Streptophyta; Magnoliopsida; Fabales; Fabaceae
Source: RefSeq, a predicted model, not a curated record